GACUACAGGGUGUUUAGUGUUCACUGUUCGCUAACGUAGCACUCGUGUGCCAGUCUCCAGUUAGCGGCUGCACAUGCGCCGAGCGUCCGCUUACCUGAUAUAUGUUUGACGUGUUGUUGAAUUUCUACUCAUUUGACGUCAGAUCGCGCCAGUCGAUUCUUGUUUUGUAGAUCGUAAAAAUGUUUACGAAAAGUGAAAUAGUCGUGUAAAAGUUUUAGUGGAACAUUGACGACAAUGCUUAGAGUGUUGAAUUAAAAAUUGGGUAAUAACAUAAAAUCGCACAAAUUUGUCACACGGCCACGUGCGUAGUGUUUGCCGGCGUCUGUGAUUGAUUUUUUGCGGUAUGGGCGAAGAAAUAAAAGGCGAGGAAGGAAAUGUGACUUUGAAACGUAAAAUAACACUAUUUAAUGGUGUUGGGAUUAUAAUUGGCACGAUUAUAGGAUCUGGAAUUUUUAUAUCGCCUACUGGAGUUUUCUUAUAUACCGGAUCCGUAGCCGCUUCGCUAAUAAUAUGGCUUGUGAGUGGUCUUCUAUCAACAUUGGGCGCCUUGUGCUAUGCAGAACUAGGGACUUCCAUCGCGAGGUCGGGCGGUGACUAUGCGUACAUUUACACGGCCUUCGGGCCGUUGCCUGCGUUUUUGAGAAUGUGGAUCGCUUUACUUAUUAUAAGACCAACGACACAAGCGAUUGUGGCUCUCACUUUUGGCCACUACGUUGUUAAACCAUUCUUCCCGGAAUGUGAACCGCCUGCGAAUGCAGUGAAGCUUUUGGCUGCAGUUUGUUUGUGUAUAUUAACAGCUAUCAACUGCAUCAGUGUGCGAUGGACGAUGCGUAUACAAGAUGUCUUCACGGCUUCGAAGCUUCUUGCUUUAGUAAUCAUCAUCAUAUCUGGACUGUACUAUAUUGGAAUAGGUCACACCGAAAACUUUAAGGACGCGUUUGCUGGCGAAUAUGGUGCUGGAAAAGUGGCUGUUGCUUUCUAUUCUGGACUUUUCGCUUUUGGCGGUUGGAAUUAUUUGAAUUUUGUCACUGAAGAGCUGCAGGAUCCAUAUAAGAAUUUGCCGCGUGCGAUAUGGAUCGCUAUGCCGAUGGUGACUAUUAUCUACGUAAUGGCAAACUUGGCCUACUUCGCCGUUGUCUCCAAAAUGGAAAUGAUGUCAAACUCCGCUGUGGCUGUGAUAUUUGGCGACCGUUUAUUCGGCGGAUGGAGCUGGCUCAUCCCAGUUUUCGUAGCACUGUCAACGUUCGGCGGCGUCAACGGAGUGCUGUUCACGUCAGCGCGACUCUUCGCGACGGGCGCGCAAGAGGGACACAUGCCUGCUUUCUUCUCGCUCUUUCACAUUGAUAAACAAACUCCGAUUCCGUCGCUGAUAUUUACGUGUUUCUUCUCAUUACUCAUGCUGACAACGAGCAACGUGUUCGAGCUAAUCAACUAUUUCUCCCAAACUCUGUGGUUGUCAGUGGGCGCUUCCGUCGUUGGGAUGCUUUGGCUCCGAAGGACCAAACCGGAUAUGCCUCGACCAAUUAAAGUCAAUCUGGCGAUUCCAUAUGUUUUCCUCGUUGCUAUCGCGUGUCUCGUCUUCAUUCCAGCUUUCACUCAACCCAAGGACACAGCUAUUGGUCUUGGCAUUCUUCUCUCUGGCAUCCCGGUUUAUUAUCUAUGCGUGAAAUGGCAAAGCAAACCCAACAGCUACCAUAGAUUCUCUGGUUGUAUACUAAGGUUCCUACAGAAGCUCUGCUCGUGCAUUUACGUAGACUCGUUAGAAAAAUUGUCCAAUGGAAAUUGAAUGGUAUCAAACUUAUUAUAAAACUGUUUAAACGAGCAGACUUCAAUACAUUAUUUAUGAUACUUAAAACAUUAUAAAAAUCUGCAUAUUAGUGGCCAAAAGCUUCCACCAUUUAAAACAAAAUCAUUUUUUUCGAUGUAUGAAUAAAGAAAGUUCAUCUAUGCGUAGUGUAAAGUAGUAUUCGUUUAAACAGUUUUAUCUUAGAGUGUAUGAAAAUGACACGUUUAUUUAUAUUGACCACCAAUUAUUGCUACAAGAAUAAAUGUAAAUGGACCAAUAUAUUGUAUCCUAUUAUAUGGUUAUGUGCUUUGAUAUUAAGGACAUUACAACGGAUUUAAAACGUUAUUUAUUAUAAAUAGCCUGUACUCUGUUAUUUUUUUUUAAUAAAAUCUAUGAAAUACAUUAUUUUUGAAUAUUAUUUUUUUAUGAAUAACUUUUAUAAACGUUUUUUAUUAUUGAACAUUGUCGUUGAAAAGUUUAUUUUUUAGUUAUUUUUUUAAUAUUAGCAAACUUCAUUUUACAUUCGUUGCAAAGUCUUUCGUGUAUGUACUCUGUACUGCUUAUGUUAAAGUAUUUAACCAUUAGAUGUUUAGUAAAUAUAAAUAAAAUUAUAGGUAUUGACAAAUAUAUUAUACCUAUACUGAAUAAUAUAGCUACCUGCCACCUUAUUGUAAUGUUAUAUUUAUCAUCAAAAAUGGCUAUAAUAUGCAACUUUCCAUAAAGAUAAGGAUUAGGACAAAUAAUUUACUUUAAGUAACUGAUGGCAAUAAAUAAUAUCGCAGUAUAGACAUUUUUGUUACAAGAAAUGGCCAUUUAUGCGAAAAAUUUGUAAUAAUAUAGAAAACUAUUGUAAUUUAUAUGACCUUAAUGACUGCAAAGCAUUUUACGGUACAUUUAAUAAUUUUUCUACAGUAAAUAACAGAAAAUAAUUGCUUUUCACACAUUUUUAAUAAUACAUCGCGAGCUUUAGCAAGCGUUUAUGGGUAACAUAUGCUAAUAUAUAGUAUUAUUAUAUCAAAUUUUACUCAGUACUUACAUUAUAUAAUCUUAUGAUAUAAAGAAUUUUAAUGAAUGUAAAUGGUGACGUUUUUUAUUUUAUUAGGAAAAUCUUAUAUCGCGUUUAUAUUAUAUGUAUUUAUUGACUUGUAUAACUAUCCUAGAUACUUUCAGAGGAAUGCCUAUCUUAUCUAAAUACUUUAUGCAUCUAUACGUAUAUCGAAAGAGAGUCUACACUUGAAUUUUAUUGAAUAUAAUAUGUAUUAGCGUAUUCUGUAGAACACUUUAGAAUAAUAUAUAUUUUGUAGGGCCGAAUAUACAAAGGUCAUCUAUUUACUUAUUAUACUGUACAAUAUAUCAUAUCGUGAAAAAUAUACUAUUGUUAUUGUCCAUUUUUAUCAAUAGUAGGAUGCGAUUCUGAGCAUUGGACUGAAUAUUUCAUUUUUAAUACUCAUUUAAAUAAUGACUCACACAGUAUGAUAUUGUGUGGUCUGCUGAAAAUAUUUGUAAUAUGAUAGAGAAAAGCUGGUAUUAUUAGUAUAUAAAAAAGGUAAUAAAUGUACUGUGCUUAAAUUUCUACAGACCAUAGAAUAAACAAGAUUUAAAAUGACCAAGCACCAUGCCAUUACGAUAUUCCUUGUAAGUUUAAAAUGUUCAACUUGGAAUGUGAGAAAGAUUACAUUUCUACAGAAAUCAACUAGUCACAAGGAAAAAGUAUCUUAAAAGUAUCUCUUAUAUUUGACAAAGUGCAGAAAAUUUUUGGACUCCUGUCUCGUGAUGUCAAAUAACAGCCAAACAGUACUCUGUUUUCAUGUCAAUAACAAUUGAUAAAUGCUCCAUUUUGUUUUAUACAUGGUCUAUAGAAUUUGGGAUGUUGACAAAUAUAUCCUACGUGAUUUGUCACUGUCAAUAAAAAAUAUUGCAAUGAAUAUGUAUGACAUGUUAUAAAAAUAAAGCUGAACUGAUAAAAUC
Zerene cesonia (dogface butterfly) is the source of this 3754-nucleotide messenger RNA. It is a transcript of the gene JhI-21, whose product is annotated as large neutral amino acids transporter small subunit 2. Gene Ontology annotation, molecular function: L-amino acid transmembrane transporter activity. Gene Ontology annotation, cellular component: membrane. NCBI's taxonomy places the organism in Eukaryota, Metazoa, Arthropoda, Insecta, Lepidoptera, Pieridae. Gene Ontology annotation, biological process: amino acid transmembrane transport. The record is from RefSeq and is a predicted model, not a curated record. The coding region runs from base 344 to 1786 and encodes 480 amino acids. The transcript is spliced from 7 exons.